AUGCACUCAUCAGACAAUCCUUCAGGCAUGUCAUCUACAAACGGAGUCCAGAAAUCACAAGUGAACUCGAAGAAGGACCAAUUUACUAAGUCUCGUAAUUGGCAAUCACAGCAAGUCAGUUUCUUAAUAGCACUGCUUUCUCUGAAGUACAACAUCACCUUCGAGAAACCGUCUAAACUCCCAACGAAGUCACUCACUAUAUUUAAAGCAGUCACUUUAACCAAUGAAAAAGACUUUAUAGACGUCAAAAAGCUCACAGAAAAUAGAAUUAAGAAACUCAUCGAAAGUGAUGAGCGUAAAAAUAUCAACGAGAAGAUCAUUAGAAGACGUCUUGAGUCGUACCGAAUUAUGGAACACUUACAUGUCCUUAUGGACUUUAUUAAAGGCGACCCCGUUUAUUCUCUACAGUGCAAAGACGACAAACACACGACUCUUCAGGAUCGAAGAGUCAUUAAUACUAUUGCAUUUGAUGGGUUUGUGUACGACAAAAAGGCAAUCAAAGCAAAGGGCACAAAAGUCCAAAAAAUAAUGAUGGAUAGAGUUAAAUUGCACUCUGCAAACGACGCGUUCAAAAUCGACGUCGGAGAUACGGAAAUCAUGACUGCAAUUCUUUUGUAA
Molecule: messenger RNA, 618 nt
Organism: Entamoeba invadens IP1
Lineage: Eukaryota; Evosea; Mastigamoebida; Endamoebidae
Exons: 1
Coding region: 1-618 (205 amino acids)
Source: RefSeq, a predicted model, not a curated record